UAUACUUUUGCCCCUUUGAAGCCAAGAAAGAAGUUAAGCAAAGUCAAUCAUCCUUUUUGCUUGCUCUUGUCAGCUGCCUGCAAUGGAAGGUGGCAAUUUUUGGCAGAAGCUAUUUGAUGCAUCAAACACGUUGACACUAGAUGGACUGUAUGCAGUCCCAAAUAAUCACGCCCAACCAGAAGAUUCUCAGGAGCAAAACAGGGUAGAUACUAAUAUGGAAAUAAAUGGCAACGAUCAUCAAACACUCAAUUACUUAUCGGUCCAACCUGGAUUUUCAAUGGGUCCAAGCACAGCAGAUACUGAUCUUGAAGUAAAUGAUAACAAUCAUCAAGCACUUGAUAGCCUGCAAGUUCAACCAGGAAGUUCUGAUUUUUCACCAGACAAGGCCACUACUAAACCGCAAAUGAAUGACAAAAGUCACCAAACAUUUGAUUACCUGUCUGCUCAACAGGGAAGUUUUCAGGCUGCAGAAACACCUUGCCGUAAUAAUCGGGUAAGAAAAUCUCCCGAAGGUUUUGAUUAUCUAACAUCUGAAAAGAAAAGAUUGGCCGACAAGGCAUACCGGGAAAAAUCCAGGGAAGAAAGAGAAAAUACCAAGGCAGAAAAUAAUCGUCUAAAGACAGAAAUUAAUCGUUUAAAUGAAGAAUGUGUUAGGAAGAAUCAUGCUUUAAAGUCUCAAGAAGAAGAGAAUAAGCAUCUUCAGCAAAAAGUCGGUCGAUUGGAAGGCAGCCUUAAUACACAAAAUAUUGUUGUGGAGGUUCUCACAAAGCAACUAGCCCAGUCCCAAAUUAUUGAUCUUCAACGUGAAAAUACUCUUCUAAAAUCUCAAAUGGAUCAAUUAACGAGUUGUGCAAACAAUCAGGACAACUCAAUUAUACUUCAGCUUCAAGAAAGAAACGAACAACUACGACGUGAAAACAUUGCGUUCAAAAUGAUUUUUGAAGCUUUAUGCAUGAAGAUAAACAAUGACAAGAACCAUGAAGAGGAACAUACACGAUAAAGUACUGUACUACUAUGAUAUUUACUUAUAGUAUUUGUCUCGGCUUCGGAACCUUGAUUCAUUAUGGGAUGUUUACUGUAG
Messenger RNA from Populus euphratica (Euphrates poplar), 1081 nucleotides. Its product is annotated as golgin subfamily A member 8A-like. NCBI's taxonomy places the organism in Eukaryota, Viridiplantae, Streptophyta, Magnoliopsida, Malpighiales, Salicaceae. The record is from RefSeq and is a predicted model, not a curated record. The coding region runs from base 83 to 1000 and encodes 305 amino acids. The transcript has 4 exons.